This is a messenger RNA of Vitis riparia (riverbank grape), 876 nucleotides long. Its product is annotated as transcription factor MYB8-like. The transcript has 3 exons. Lineage: Eukaryota; Viridiplantae; Streptophyta; Magnoliopsida; Vitales; Vitaceae. The record is from RefSeq and is a predicted model, not a curated record. The coding region runs from base 22 to 735 and encodes 237 amino acids.
AAAGCAACCCGUGCGGCAAUCAUGGGUAGAAAGCCUUGCUGCGACAAAGCCCACACCAACCGAGGUGCUUGGACCAAAGAAGAAGACGACCGCCUCAUCGAAUACAUCCGUAUGAAUGGCCAUGGAUCCUGGCGAUCUCUUCCCAAAGCCGCUGGAUUGCUCCGAUGCGGCAAGAGUUGUCGGCUUCGGUGGAUAAACUACCUCCGGCCUGAUGUCAAGCGCGGAAACUUCACCAUAGAUGAAGACGAACUCAUCAUCAAACUUCACAAAUUGCUAGGAAACAAGUGGUCGCUGAUCGCGGGGCGAUUGCCCGGAAGAACAGACAACGAGAUCAAGAACCACUGGAACACUCACAUCAGACGGAGGCUCCUCAGGGGCGGAAUCGAUCCAAAGACUCAUCAGCCAACCAAACCAACCACCACCGAAGAAGGCAAUUGCAGCAGCGCUUUGACAGCCGCCACAACCGACGGCGCUGAGAAGCCACCACAGCCGCCACCAGAGCAGCAACCAAAUCAAUUCCCGGACGGAGAGGAAGAGCACGUCAACCUCGAGCUCACCCUCGCGCUUUUUCCGACUCCAUCGGAGUCUACUGCGGAAUCGAAGCUGCGGCGGACUACUGCGCCAGAUGGUCCCGAUGAGGAUGCAGGUGCUUGCGUGGGUUGCUGCCAGCUGAGCAAUGAAGAUUCCCAUCAAUGCCAAAAAUGCUAUAAUCAAGACUUUAAUUUGACUUUGUAAAAGGAAAUUUGAUGCUGAGAUGAUAAGAUAUGUAGUAAGGAUUCAGAGUGUUUGGUGGGUGGGAAAUUUUCCAUAGAGGAAUAAAGUAUUUGAAUCCGGUAUUUUAAUAAAUUUGACCCCUGACUUGGAGACUUUUUGUGA